Messenger RNA from Tinamus guttatus (white-throated tinamou), 635 nucleotides. The record is from RefSeq and is a predicted model, not a curated record. NCBI's taxonomy places the organism in Eukaryota, Metazoa, Chordata, Aves, Tinamiformes, Tinamidae.
AUGGUGCGGGUGUGGAAACCGGAGAGGGUACAGACGCACUUCCAGCCGGCCUGCCCCCGCCGCCACGGCGGCACCUGCCCCCGCCAGGAGCUCGGCGUCGCCGACGUGCUCGGAUACGUGGAGCCCGAGCUGCUCCGGGAUUACUGCAUGAACCCACAGACGGUUCUGCUGCUCCGGGUCAUCGCUGCCUUCUGCUUCCUGGGCAUCCUCUGCAGCCUCUCGGCGUUCCUGCUCGACGUCUUCGGGCCCAAGCACCCGGCGCUGAAGAUCACGCGGCGCUACGCGUUCGCGCACAUCCUCACCGUCCUGCAGUGCGCCACCGUGAUCGGCUUCUGCUACUGGGCCUCGGAGCUGAUCCUGGCACAGCAGCAGCAGCACAAGAAGUACCACGGCUCCCAGGUCUACGUCACCUUCGCCGUGAGCUUCUACCUCGUGGCCGGAGCCGGUGGCGCCUCCAUCCUUGCCACGGCCGCCAACCUGCUGCGCCACUACCCCACCGAGGAAGAGGAGCAGGCCCUGGAGCUGCUGUCGGAGAUGGAGGAGAACGAGCCCUACCCGGCCGAGUACGAGGUGAUCAACCAGUUCCAGCCGCCGCCGGCCUACACGCCGUGACGCUGCCCAGGGCCGUGGAGCAC